This is a messenger RNA of Tribolium castaneum (red flour beetle), 1311 nucleotides long. RefSeq names its product UDP-glucose 4-epimerase. The record is from RefSeq and is a predicted model, not a curated record. The transcript is spliced from 6 exons. NCBI's taxonomy places the organism in Eukaryota, Metazoa, Arthropoda, Insecta, Coleoptera, Tenebrionidae. Gene Ontology annotation, molecular function: UDP-glucose 4-epimerase activity. The coding region runs from base 213 to 1292 and encodes 359 amino acids. Gene Ontology annotation, biological process: beta-D-galactose catabolic process via UDP-galactose, Leloir pathway. Gene Ontology annotation, cellular component: cytosol.
GUACUGACUUUGUUUUUAUGAUGGAUGUGCCGAAAGUUUGAAAGAAAUGAUGCUCCUAACUGUUGCUUUUUGUGACUAAGGUGAACGACCAAUAUAACUGUAUACUACCUGUGUUAAGCACGUACGUAGUUUGUGUGUGAUUUUGAGUGAAAACUGACGCUUUUUUGACUGGAAGGACGAAAAUUUUGCUGGGUUGUGUUGGCGGCUGCAGGAUGUCAGACGUAUCGACCGUUUUUGUGACAGGGGGCGCCGGUUACAUCGGCAGCCACUGCAUUGUCGAGCUUUUAAACGCGGGCUACGAAGUCAUCGUUGUCGACAAUUUCGUCAACAGUGUCAACGAUCCUGACGGCGGAUCGGUCGCUUUAAAACGCGUCGAAACAAUCACUGGCAAAAAAAUCACCUUUUACGAAUGCGACUUGCUGGACAAAAAUGCCCUUGGGAACAUCUUCGCAAAGCACAAAAUCGACUGCGUUAUCCACUUCGCUGCCAUCAAAUCCGUGGGCGAAUCCAUGGAAUAUCCGCUCCUCUACUACAAGAACAACCUCAUCGGGAUGCUCAACCUGCUCGAGAUCAUGGAACAAUUCGACAUCUACCAGCUAGUCUUUUCCAGUUCAUGCACGGUUUACGGCGAACCCACUUAUCUCCCCAUCACCGAACAGCACUCAGUUGGCCACAAUAUCACGAAUGUUUACGGAAAAACCAAAUAUUUCAUCGAGGAAAUGCUCCAAGACAUUACACAUGCCAACAGCAAAUGGAACAUCAUAGCACUGCGAUAUUUCAAUCCUUUGGGGGCGCAUUCGUCCGGCUUGAUCGGGGAAGACCCCAUAAAACCGUUCGCCAACAUCAUGCCCUUGAUAUCGCAAGUGGCCAUGAAACGGUUACCGGUUUUAACCAUUUUCGGCGGCGAUUAUAACACGGACGAUGGGACAGGAAUUAGGGAUUACAUCCAUGUCAUGGACUUGGCAAGUGGACACGUGGCAGCCCUUAAUUUAUUGAAACGUUCACACCAAAAUUAUAAGGUCUACAAUUUGGGUACAGGCCAGGGCGUUUCAGUCCUACAACUUGUCCAAACGUUCGAAAAAGUCACCGGCACCGUAGUACCUUACAAAAUCGUCGAAAGACGCGAAGGUGACAUUUCAGUAAUGUACGCAAACGCCGAACUGGCCGAAAAGGAACUGGGUUGGAAGUCAAAACACACUCUAGACGAGAUGUGUGCCGAUUUCUGGCGGUGGCAAACGAUGAACCCGACCGGAUACCGCACCCAGUCAAAAAUAACAAACGGACAUCAUUAAAUAAAUUAUUACUCACUUA